This is a messenger RNA of Dichomitus squalens LYAD-421 SS1, 2227 nucleotides long. RefSeq lists its product as uncharacterized. Lineage: Eukaryota; Fungi; Basidiomycota; Agaricomycetes; Polyporales; Polyporaceae. The transcript has 3 exons. The record is from RefSeq and is a predicted model, not a curated record. The coding region runs from base 494 to 1741 and encodes 415 amino acids.
UGAAUCCGUACUGCGAGUCUCCAUCGAAACGGGCCGCUCGCCCUGUGCUCUCUCUCCCCAUCCUCCGACCUACUUAGGCCGCGUGCCUUCAUUUCCACCCAAGAGGAACCCAAGGACGAACUGCUGGCAGUUCACUCAACGUCCUGUCGUACUCUUGACUUCCUCCUGUCGCAUCGCCUCAUUUCACGCCCACGCCCAACGUCUCUCUAGGUCGGACCAGACCCGGUCCCGUAAACGAUCGUCCUUAGGACUCCAAGCAUCUCUGACAGAGCUUGAGAGUCGCGAGAACUUUGGUCGACGGUUACUACGUGCGUGUCUCCCACUCCUGGACGGUUAUAACGUUGGCACGAUCUUUAUUACUCUACUACACCCGCUGGGCGGCCUACUCCGUCUCUUUCGCCUUCAGCAGGACUGGAUUUUGGUAACGCAUCAAUCACGCCGGAUUUCCUAGAACAACCCCUGCUCGCAUACAACCCUAUAUAUCGGCAAUUGCAUGUCUCUUUCCCGCCGCCCCACCGUAGGACUGCCUUCCAACCCUCGCGCACGCUCGAGCAUCGCGAGCCAGGCGAGAUCAGACAUACCUUCACGUCCCCCGAGCUCUGCGAGCCAACGUCCUCCCCCUUCCCAAUAUAGUACUCCGCCGCCGCUCCCGUCGACGCCGCGUUCUCUUCGCCACCAGCGUUCGGCUGUAGCCCUACCCGCAAGACCAACAACUGGCUCCGUACGUUCUCGUUCGCUCGAUCGUAGGGCAGAGCAGCGCAAUGGGCCGUCUCGCGAGGUGGCGCCUCCACUUCCUAGCCUUCCUAGAGGUCCGAGAAUAGGCGCAGAUACACCCAGAGGCAGAGCACCUAUUCCUGCUGCAACGCACACCGCCAGCCGAUCUGAUGACUACGGCACAUAUCGCAGAAAUGAAGAUCCUCUGUCGGACUCCGCGUCUUCUUCCGGUGGUUCUGAAGGCUUCGUGGGGUCGCCCGCGUCUUCUAGGACGAGCAUGGAUGAGAUGGACAUGGAGGACAAGAUGGAGGGGAAGCUGCCUGCGGGCUUUGGGUCGUCGCUCUGGGGUAGUAUCGCUGGUGUAGCGGGCAACCUCACGAUCAGCGUGAGCAAGGCGUGGUCGAGCAAGGUCGCGAUUAUGAGCGGCGAAGAAACGCCAGUGGGAGGGGAAUCCCGCCUCACCCGCGCCAUGAAAGCCUACCACAUAGAGAAGGCGCGCGACCCCGCCGAUCUCCCCGACUGGCUUUUUGACGAGCGCGAGCGUGGGGUGCGCAGCUAUAAGACGACGGCGGGCGCGCCAGAACAGAAGCUCAACGCCGCCGAAGACACCCGCCCGUCCAACCUCUCACGCCCCAUAACGACAGUCAGACAAGACCAACCUCUUCCGCCCCCCAGAAUCGCACGCGGCCCCACCCUCGCGGACCGCAAGGCGGGCGCCCCGCCCUUAGAGUCGCGCGCCGGCAGCGAGGAGCACGUUACGAAGUCGAUGAACCGCCUGCGCGAGCUGCGUGACGCGAAACGGAGGGCGAAGGUGCGCUUCGACGGCGACGAGGACGAGGAGAUGAUUCCCGCCCCGCGGGAGCCUGCGCCGGCCGCGCGUCCGCCCGAGCCAUCUUUCCCGGUCCAGCCGCCGAGGAGACCGAGCGGCAAUAUGCCUGCUCCGCUGGGCGCUUCCCUCGGGGGUCGCGGACGGCAACCGUCGACACGGAUUGGCUUGCCAUCUGGUGUGCGCCCGGUCAGGGCCUGAGGAUAUCGAGAUAGGUCGGUACCGAAUGCCUGGUCGAGGGUUCCGCAGGGCUUACAGAGGCAAAUUUGCGCACUCGGCGGGGUUCAUGCUUGUUGGGAUCCCGAGCGCGCCAUCAUGAGAUUGCUCGCUGUGGUCCUGAUUGCGAUUACAGAUUUUGUGGGGGGGGGCUGUUCUGGUUUGUAAUGUGGAUCUGUUGGCCGUCGAUGUUCACGUUAGGUCUUAUGUAGGCUCAUCGUGCUCUUAGCUCUUUGUAGACAUUUACUCUGCGUACUUUGGGGGUUCUACUCGCUAGAAUGCACGAGGCGUGUGUGUAGGAAUCGGAUGAAUCAGUUGACGUUAUACACGGACGCUCAAAACGGAUGUCGCUGUAUUUCCGUCGCGUUGGGCUGCCCGGCGUUGUGGAACCGGACAGGUGCAGUUCCCUCCCGUCAAAGAACUGAUACGGCUUGUGAUUGUUGUCAGAGCUGCGCGCAAGUUCAUUGCCUC